AUGCCUCCCCUCGCCGAGAAGAUCCCAGAUCGACUUGGGUGGCGUGCUCUCGGUGAUGCGUCGGCCAUCUUUGCAUUACUACCCGAGGAUAUUACUGCUGCCUGUACGACCGACUGUACGCCGGAACGAUGUGAUAAUGCCACCGUCCGGCCCUGUGAGCCUCCCGAGCUCGAGCCCGGCCUGCCGGGGCAGUUCGUGCCCCUCGAGGUGCCGCACCGGCCCGCCGAGGUGCUCGAGCUGCCCAGGCAGCCGGUAGACCUCUUCUUUGACUUCGUGCCGGCCGAGCUCGUGGGCCGGUGGGUUAAGUGGACUAACGCGGGGCCGCCCUCCGCGAGGCUCGGGCCAGCACAAAGACGUUCUCGCAGUCUUCUAUGGAAGCCAACGACCUCAGACGAACUCUACCUCUUCUUAGGCAUUCUAAUUUAUAUGGGAAUACACCCUGAAGCAGAAGUCGCAAGAUAUUGGUCAGUUCAGCAGGAUCGGGAGGAUCCUAUCCAUCCUUUUACUCGACUCAUGACGAGAGACCGCUUCCAGCUCCUCUUCCGUCGGGUUCGGAUCUUCGACGCAGCUCUAAUUACGGCACCAACCCGGCCAACCCCUGGCGGCCGUGGCCGUGAUCCCCGAGAGUCUCGGAUGCCGAAGGUGUACAAACAAGUCAAUGAGUGGUCCGCCCACAUCCAAGAGACCGGCGACCGCUUCCUCCGGCCCGGCUCGGACCUCACCGUCGACGAGGCCAUGGUCCGGUUCACGGGCCGGUCUAUGGAGACCACAACGAUCCCGACGAAGCCGAUCCCGCAGGGUUUUAAGGUAUGGGUGUUGGCACAAAAGGGGUACUGCCUCCGGUGGCUCUGGCACGUCCACGGCGACGGGCCUUACGGACUUGUGCCACAAGCCCGGCCCGCAGCAGGUGACCAAGCGGCCCGGAAGACGGCACUUACGCCGACCCAGCUGGUGGUCACCUCGCUGCUUGCCCUCCUUCCAUUGGCUACUUACCAUGUAUUUCUGGAUAAUUUGUUCGCCUCCGUGAAGCUCUUCCGGGCCCUGCGAGACCCAAAGAUCGGUGCCACGGGCACUUGCCGUAAAGACGGUGGUAUUGAUAAGACUCUUGUGGCUGAGAAGGAGACGGAAGCCGACGGGCAAGUUAACCAGUUCACCUGGAAGGAUAAUGCCCUCGUUCUCUUCCUCACCACGGUCUUCGACGAGACCUCCGAAGUGGUCCGCAACCGCCGCCGGCCUGCCGGCAACACUGCCGCGAAGAAGGCGGCACGGGAAGUCUUUGGUCCGGACGUGCGGAAGGAUCUAAGGAUACCUCUGGCAGUAGAUGAGUACAACCACCGAAUGAACGGUGUCGAUACGAGUGAUCAAUCGCGGUCCUAUUACGACUUCAACAGGCCCGUGAGAAGGGGUAGUUGGCAGGCCUUGGCCUGGAACUUCCUCCUCGAAGUGAUUAUCAUCAACACUUUCCUUCUCCAACAAUGGGGUAACCCGGACUAUCCCCGGAUUAAGACCCAACUUGAAUGGCCGGGCGCGGCCACGGAGGGCAACAGACCGCCGGAACGAGACGGUCCCGUGGCAAUUACAUAA
Colletotrichum abscissum is the source of this 1584-nucleotide messenger RNA. RefSeq lists its product as uncharacterized. The record is from RefSeq and is a predicted model, not a curated record. Lineage: Eukaryota; Fungi; Ascomycota; Sordariomycetes; Glomerellales; Glomerellaceae. The coding region runs from base 1 to 1584 and encodes 527 amino acids. The transcript is spliced from 5 exons.